This is a messenger RNA of Siniperca chuatsi (mandarin fish), 3853 nucleotides long. RefSeq names its product tumor necrosis factor receptor superfamily member 1A. Gene Ontology annotation, molecular function: protein binding. Gene Ontology annotation, cellular component: plasma membrane. Gene Ontology annotation, biological process: signal transduction. NCBI's taxonomy places the organism in Eukaryota, Metazoa, Chordata, Actinopteri, Centrarchiformes, Sinipercidae. The coding region runs from base 1027 to 2268 and encodes 413 amino acids. The record is from RefSeq and is a predicted model, not a curated record. The transcript is spliced from 10 exons.
AACAGGUGAAAAACCCCCAGGUGUUUUAAGAGUUUAGAUAUGAAUAGUAGACUAAAUUACUAAUAUACAGUAAGUAAUUAAUUUAACCUGUUUUUACACAUUAUUACUUACAUAUAAGUUAUUCUCUAUAUUGCUUAUAAGUUAUAUAUACAAUAAUAGGCCAAGACUGAGAUUUUUUUUGUAGUCAGCACUCACACACACAGCAGUUUUUGAAGCACAAUCAAGUUUUACUGCAGCAGCAAAUGUCUGUUAAUUUUUAUUGUGUGUGUGUGUUCAAAGGCUUUCAGUCAAGUAGACUUUUAUGAUAAAUUUGAUUUUUUUCAAUAUUCACCCCUUUGAUCAGGGAUUGAGUUUACUGUAUUUGAUUGAUCCUCACUCAGGUACAUGCCUACUAUCUCAACUGAAUUUGUAUCUUUGUUUUCAGUCUUGCUUAUGAAGAGAAGGAAAAUGGGGUAGCUACUAAUAUGCCCUAAUAAAUCCAGUGUGCUGCCCUUCCCUUUCACACACCACUACCACCACCACCUACAUCCAACCCCUGUAUCUGGUUCUUGAAUUAGUCCCAUGUAUGUCAUCAGUCCUUGUGUCUGAAUCAUAUUAUUAUCAUAGUGCAAUGGAAUUAUAGGAAACAAUCAGGCAGAGGAACUCAUGCGCUGGCGUUGCCACCAAUAGUUGUGUCACUGUGUGGGGGGGAGGGAUUACUUGAUCACACUGUGUUUCCUGUUUCACACACUGUUUCUCUGAAAACUCCAAAGAACUGACAGCUCCAACCCACAAACACGCAAACACACACACACACAAACACACACACACACAGACAAACACACAGGCUACCUUUAACACUUUAUUUGACUCAGCUUUAAAGGAAUUCUACAGAUAGCUUAAAGCCAGCAUGCCUCAUCUUGUUAGGGAAUUUAGUGAUGUCCUCGCCUGGUGAUAUAUUGCGAUAAUCAGCCUUUUUUUUUCUAAGUGAAACUAACACUCAUCUAAAGUUGUUUGUUUAACUUCCUCAAGGUCUACUCUUCCAACAUGGACUUUGUCUUGGUUUUCCCACUGUUACUUGCCUUCCUUUCCACUGGAGAGAGUUACACUGAGGUGACAGAACAAACCACUAUGUCAUGUUAUGCAGUGUGCCCACCUGGAUAUCAUAAAGUUGGUGCUUGUAAUGAUCCUGGAAAGCACAGAUGUGAGAAAUGUGAUAAUGGCACAUUCACAGAAAAGCACAACUUAAUACAGAGAUGCCUGAGGUGUGAAUCAUGUGGCCAUUAUGAGGUGGAAAUAAAGCCCUGCUCCUUUAAUAGUAAUGUGGUAUGUGACUGUAAAGAGGGAUACUACAGUACAGGCUCUAACCCUGCCACAAGAUUUUGUCGUUCAUGCCACUGUAAAAACAGGGCUGAUAAUAAUCCUGACUACAAAAGGAAGUGCCAGCACUGCCAAAGUAAGGGGUGUUUGAAAGACCCAGAAUGCAAGAGGAAUUCUACUGCAACUACAGUUCCACCUUCUACAAAUCCACCUACAACUACAACCACAUCUGCAACUACAUCUACAACUAUAUUUAUGACUAAAUCUAUGACUUCGACUGCUACAGCUAUAUCUACAAGAACCACAGCUUCAGACAAUGCAUCGACUCCUACUGGGAAUCCAUUUCCAAAUAACUUGAACAAAACCUGGCUGUAUCUCAUGGGGGUUAUGGCAACAUUUCUGGUGCUGUUUUGGCUCCUGCUCUUCACCAAGAACCUGUUCAGAUACCCAGACAGUUGUCCCUGCUGGAGUCCGAACAAAGACCUGGAGCCACCUGUCGAGGACCCCAAAUCCAACGAACAACACAGUCAUCGAGACGACAGCCCGACUACACUGACAUUUACCAUAUCGGAGGAAACUCCCAUGAUGACUCUCAGUCAGAGUCCAGCCACACCAGAACAUGCAGCCCACAUCCGUCAACUACUGCCAGCUGCCAGACAAGAUGAGCAAUCGGAGCACUGGCCUGCCAUCGUCCUCUACGCGAUUAUCAAGGAGGUGCCCUUGCGUAGAUGGAAGGAGUUCUUGCGUCUGCUCUCGGUGGCAGAUCAGCAGCUGGAGCGGGUAGAGCUGGAGGCCGGUUUGGGUCUGGGCUCCUUGGAGAGGCAGUACCAGAUGCUGAGACUGUGGAGCCAGCGCUCCUCUGCGAGCCUGAAUGAUGUCUUCUCAGCCUUGCACUGCAUGGAUUUAUCUGGCUGUGCCCAGCUGCUGCAGGAAAGCCUGGAGAAGCUGCAGUGGAGGCCUAAACUGUAGGACAGUUUCACAGCCUGCAGAAAUUACACAGACCAUGGUUUCAAUGGGGCAAUGCAGGGUACCUGAGGCUGCACCUGGGACACAAAUACCAUACUAUCACACAAUGAGAGACAUCAGUACUUGAACCUUGGACACCAGUGCAUAAGACAAGAAACUUCCUGGAAAGGACGUUACUAAUUGUCGCUACUACAUGGUACAACCACAGAAAACUGCAGUAAUGUCACAAAUGAUCCAUACUGAGUAAUGCAGAUGUACAGUAUAUUACAAUCUAGCUAGUUAAAUGGCAUUACGGAGCACUGUGGAGAUCAUGAUAGGCCCAACUACAAUUGGAGUACUUCCUCUUUUCCUACUUCUUUUAACGGGUAAAUAUCAUCAAAUGCACUCAAGACAAGUGUAUCAUAUUUCCUUUCUUGAGUCGAACUUUAUUUUACCUCCAAACUGAAACUUAAAAUGCAGAAUGUACAUAUAGACAAUAAUAGAUUUGUUGCAGUGCAGAGUCAGUUGCAGAACUGGAGUUUGGAUCAUUAAGUGGCUUUCUCAAAUGCAUGUGACGACAACAACAACAACAACAACAGUUGCAUUUUUAAGGACAUCAUGACCUGUUAAAACUUAGGCAGAACUCUAGUAAUCUAGGUGGAAAUAAUUAGGGGAAUUCCCCUUCCAUUAGCUGUACAACCAAAACAUACCACUAAACCUCUAGCUUCUCGUAUGGCCUCUCUUAAAGCCCAACGGUGAAGGUCUGUGGUUUUACAGCAGAGUGCUGAAAUAUAAAUGUGUGAAAAUCUAUGAUUGUGUAUGUGUGUUAAGGUUAAGCAGAAGUGCUGAAAAGGAAGAAAAAAAAUCCUUUUUAGAAUUCUGUGGGAGUUUUUUGUACCUCCACAAAUCAGUUUACUAUUUUUUGGCAUUUAUCUAGUCAAAGUAAAGAGUAUUUAAACUGUAUGAACAUUUCAGAGUACAUCUAUGAUGUAUGAGCAGUACUGAUGCGGAUCAUUUCACCACAUCUGACAUUUCCUUCAUCUCGUUUGACAUGAAAGUCUAGUCUAAUAACUCAGCCACUGAUUCUUGUUGCACACCCUCGCAAGGGAAGAAAACUGAAAUCCCCACAGGACGUCAGAUUUUCAGUUUCUUGCAAAUAAAUGGUGUCAAUGUGCAGCAGGCUGGGUUUUUCCUCACCACACAUAUUCCGUCCAAACUGAUGGUUUCCUGUUGUGGGGUUGGGGUAUCUCACUUUGAGAGUUUUUGUGUGUCAAUUCAGUUACUGACAGUAAAAGAGUUGGACUUUCCAAUUAUUGGAGUUAAUUUAUGAAUGUUUUAAUAUGAAUCUAGGUGUGUUGUUUUUGGCUUUGGGCCUUGAGACAUAUGUGUGUGUAUAUACAUUUUAUAAUGAUUGUUUUUCAUUUUCUGAAACCACUUAUGGAUGCUUGCAUAUUUUGUUACAAAACUCAAUGAGUGGAUUAUCACACUGAAGGAAUUGUGUCCUCAGUAUACUCACCUAUGGUACAAAUGUAUGGUAGUAUGGUACUGUAAGAGCCUGAGUGAAAAGUGUCACCAUACAGUAUGUCAUGAAUAAAACUCUUGGCCACAA